CCUCACGCGCAAGCGCUUGGCGCGAUGACAUCGGCGGCCGCGCGCCGCUAACGCAGGAAGCGGAGCCGGGCCCCGCCCGCCCGGGAUGCGCUUCGGCGCCCGGAGACCAUGUCCCUGCGCAGGCCGCCGCCGCCGGACGGGAUCGCGCCGCACGAGUAUAAUUCUAAGAAGAAAAGGAAAGUAGCGGAGAUUUAUCAGGCCCUGAACAGCGAUCCCAUUGAUGUGGCUGCACUCAGACGAAUGGCGAUCAGUGAAGGGGGUCUCCUGACAGAUGAGAUUCGUUGCAAAGUAUGGCCAAAGCUUCUCAACGUGAAGACGGAUGAUCUGCCUCCUGCUCCAGGAAAGGAGCUGCGGGAGGACAAUGAAGACUACCAGCAGGUGUUACUGGAUGUGAGGCGAUCCCUGCGCCGCUUCCCACCCGGGAUGCCAGAUGAGCAGAGGGAAGGGCUCCAGGAAGAACUGAUCGACAGCAUCCUGCAGGUUUUACAGCGCAACCCCCAGCUGCACUACUACCAGGGCUACCAUGACAUUGUGGUGACUUUUCUGCUGGUCGUGGGGGAGAGACUGGCGACUGCUCUCGUGGAAAAGCUUUCGACCCACCACCUCAGGGAUUUUAUGGACCCAACAAUGGACAACACCAAGCACAUUUUAAAUUACCUGAUGCCCAUUAUAGACCAGGUGAACCCUGAACUCCAUGACUUCAUGCAAAGUGCUGAAGUGGGGACCAUCUUUGCACUCAGUUGGUUGAUCACCUGGUUUGGGCAUGUCCUGGCUGACUUCCGACAUGUGGUGCGAUUGUAUGACUUCUUCCUGGCAUGUCACCCGCUGAUGCCCAUUUACUUUGCUGCUGUGAUAGUGCUAUAUCGGGAGCAGGAGGUUCUGGACUGCGAAUGCGACAUGGCCUCUGUCCACCAUCUCUUGUCCCAGAUCCCACAGGACCUUCCCUACGAGACCCUGAUUAGCAGAGCUGGGGAUCUCUUCGUCCAGUUUCCUCCGUCGGAGCUUGCCAGGAAGGCAGCACAGCAGCGUGCUGAGAGGACCGCUGCUUCCACCUUUAAAGACUUUGAGUUGGCUUCAGCCCAGCAGAGACCAGACACUGUGCUGCGGCAACGCUUCAGGGACCGGCUCCGAGUGGAGGAACGGACAAAAUCCAUCUUGACAAAACCAAGGACCAACCGCUUUGUCAAGCUGGCAGUGAUGGGGCUGACAGUGGCACUGGGGGCAGCUGCUCUUGCCGUGGUGAAGAGUGCACUAGAAUGGGCACCCAAGUUCGAACUGCAGAUUUUCCCCUGAUGGAGGGAGAAUGGUGCCCUGCCACUUUAAAGAUCACGUCCUGCCAUGGCAGGAGAGGACGGUGUUUCCUUUAUUGAAAGGACUUGUCUAAAGAUGACUGGUGUCGAGAAUUUUCUAGUCCUGCUGCCCUCCUUAACACGACUUGCCUUUGUCUCCGAGGCGGAGGGGGACUGGCCCAGCAGCAGUGCUCACCAUGUGAGGAUGCUCACCUUGUUCUCGCCUCCCUGAGCAGCAAGGAAACUCCUCCUCUCUUACUCUGAGGAAUUAGAAGCGAACACUUCCUGAGCUGACAAUGCCUGGAACAGCCUGGCAGGUCAGGUUUCACACCCAGUGGCUGGACACCUGCAGGGCUGCGUGUGUGUCGGUCUCUUGAAGCACUCUGACGUUCUCUCCCCAGAGUGUAAUGGGAGAGGAAACGACUAAAUAUUUUCAGGUAGAUGAGCGGUCACAUCUGCACGAGGAGUCAGUCUGGGAACUGAGUGGGUUGUAGGGGAGGUUAGACUCCUGACGAAUGGUGUAAGUAGCUUUCUGGUUCCCAUAGCAUCCCUUUCUGCCCUCCCCCCGAGCACUCCGCUUUCUGCAGAGUCCUGGACUUACCAACACUUGGAUCGUUUUCUUGCUCUGCAGGCAAUGUUUUAGUAGAGCAGAGCCCUCUUCACAAAUUCCUCUCAUGGGAAUAGACCCCCUAGACUAACAUUAGGGUUCAAGGGUGUCACUACUGUAUAACUGCAUGAGUUAAGUUAGUGUCCUAAUCUCCCCAGUCUGGUAUGUUUACAGGCGGGAACAUCUAUGGGCUUUUUCUGGUCUGCUGGAGAGAGGUCAGCUCUCAGCCAGCCACACCAACUUGACUGGUGGUAAGCGUAGUCUGUUCUUUCAGUUCAGCAAGAUAAGGCAGGGCUGAGUGUGAAUUAUUUGCCCCAGGUGUGAACAGUUACUUGCCAGACCACACCAGCUCCUGUUACUACACCUAGAGAAGCCAUUUCAAUUGCUAACUUUUAAACACAGCCUUUAAAAUAAAAAAAUGCUUUCCACCAUGCAAAAUAGCUUACGGCAGGACAGAAGCCAUUGCCCCUGGAAGCCCCUUUAAAAUGUCUCGCCAAAUAACUGUUCAGACUUUCACGUCAACCCUUAAAAUGCUGCAGGUCAGUGACUUUUCCAGAAAUUGACCCCAGGUGCCUAGAGCCCAGCCGCUCACCAGAUCUGCUGCGAGCUUCUCCUCCUCCCAGCCCCAAAACCUCCAAGCACCUAGUACUGUCCGACUUAAACUAAGCCAAUAGACACUACACAUCUCUACCUCCUCCUCCUCCACUGCUGCUAACCCCUCCCACAAGUGCCCUUACCCUGCCCCACUGCUUCCCAGGUGACUGACUGUCCCCUGCUGCAUCCCACCCAAUGCCAUCUGUCCCUGUUUCCAGCAGUUACACACCUGGAAAUUAGGUGUUGGUUGAAGAGUUAAGGAAAUCUGAAUAUACUAGAAGCUUUGUGCCCUGCAGUAAUCUAGAGCCUUUUAUUCAUUCUUAAUACAGUCAAUUUUAUAUCUGAGUUACUCUGACUGUGCUCUCAGUCCCGAAGGCACCAUGCCCUUCAGAACUGCAGCGUAAGGAAGUAAUAGUGCCUAGAUAACAGCAGUGCGCACCUUAUACAAGCAUAACUUUAUCGGAUGGGAGCAGGGCUCUGAGCAAACAAAUUGCCCUUUGCUUCUGCAGUGGCUGAUGUCUGUGGUAUGUUUUGAUUCAAGAAACAAAAAAGCAAGGAGGAAAUUUGCACCAUUCCCCUUUCUGUUGUUGGCCCCUCUUUGAGGGCACCUUGCUUUCUAGUGACAUCUGGCUAGUCACUGAUCAAGCACUCACUCCUCCCCUUGGCCAGCAUGUCUUCUAACAUGCUGCAUGUGUAAAAGGUAUUGUCAAUUUUUGGCUGCAGGGGAGUGGGCUGCCCAACCAAUGGGAAGUUGUUGGUGGCAUCCUCUGCGUUGCAAUAAAUGGAGUUGGGGGUAUGGGAAGAGCUGUUAAAUGAAGCACUUUAAUUUAAAAAAAAAAAAAAAAAAACAAAACAA
Messenger RNA from Chrysemys picta bellii (western painted turtle), 3346 nucleotides. It is a transcript of the gene TBC1D20, whose product is annotated as TBC1 domain family member 20. Gene Ontology annotation, molecular function: GTPase activator activity. Gene Ontology annotation, cellular component: endoplasmic reticulum membrane. NCBI's taxonomy places the organism in Eukaryota, Metazoa, Chordata, Testudines, Emydidae. The record is from RefSeq and is a predicted model, not a curated record. Gene Ontology annotation, biological process: positive regulation of GTPase activity; endoplasmic reticulum to Golgi vesicle-mediated transport.